AUGGCGACAAAUCUUCCUAUUGAUUAUCAACAGCUAAGCCAUGCCCUUCAGGCCUUCUUUCAAGAACAUCCAGAGGUGGAUGGCAAUGUUGGAAUAGAAGCCUAUGCACUUCUUCAACGGGCACAACAUGGCCUUGCUCAGUAUGCAACGGACUUACAAGAGGUGGAGAGGGAGGCUGGAAAUGCGAGAGAGAUGUUUGAACGAGAUCUAGCCGCUGCCAGGGGCCACCGAGUUGCUGUUGAAGUGGUUGCCCCUGAUGAAGAACCAAUCGGAGAUGAUAAUGCCCCACCGGUACCUCCAGUUCCACCUGUUCCAGUGGUUACCCAACAGUCGGAAAAGCUCCCAGAUCCUGAAGGUUUCGCCGCCAAUCAGUUCUUACAAUAUGUCGGAGAAGAAGGCAUUGCUUUGCCUUCCAUGUUACGGUUUUAUGAAAUCUUGGAUACCGCUUUUGGGGACCCUGAUCGAAUGCGUACGGCUAGGAGGAACCUUAGGAACAUCCGUCAACGAAACCGAACCUUUGCUGAUUACUUCGCCGAAUUCCAGCGGUAUGCUGCCGAGUCAGGGAUGGAUGAAGUCUCGAGGAUUGAGGCUUUGAUGGAAGGCAUUAAUGCGGAACUCGAUGAAUCAAUGAUACACCAUAAAACUCCUGCGACGGUAGAUGCAUGUGCGACACUCUUACAACGGUUAGAUAAUUGA
Morchella importuna is the source of this 696-nucleotide messenger RNA. RefSeq lists its product as uncharacterized. NCBI's taxonomy places the organism in Eukaryota, Fungi, Ascomycota, Pezizomycetes, Pezizales, Morchellaceae. The record is from RefSeq and is a predicted model, not a curated record. Bases 1 to 696 code for a protein of 231 amino acids. The transcript is spliced from 2 exons.